AUGACGUGGUGUGCGCUCUUGUACUUCCACUGCUCCUCCUUGCUGUCAUUCAAUGUCAGUCUUCGUAUCUUUAAUCUUUCACCGUCCGCCCAACCUCAGCUACAAGGGGAAGAGAAGCCCUCGCCCCAGCCCCCGUCCAGCCCCCGUCCCAGCCCCCGCCCAGGCCGCCCCAGCCCACGCCAGAGCCCCGAGCCGAGCCCCCGCCACACCUCCCGGAUGUCCAAGUCCAAGAGCUACACCAGCAGCCUCAACCGGACGCAGGGCAGGGAGGCGCUGGCCGAGAAGCGCCAUCGAUCCCUCGAGAGGAGCCUCCCACAGAGCAACGGCGUGGCGAGCAAUGCCUACAGGACGCCCCAGCUCGUCCGCCGCGGCCAGCCUCCCGUCAACUCCGGCAGCAGUCUCAGCAAUAGCUUCGGCACCACACGCCGGACGCCACGUCGGCCGCCCGUUCGAGUCGUUACCAAGGCCGAGGUACCGGAGGCGUCCAGCGUGAACGUCCCUCCGGGUUACAAACCGCGCAAACCGGUCCCUUCCGAGAAACCGAGUCCCGUCGGCUCUCAGCGGCCGCGACUCAAGCACCAUUUAGCGGCUCAGUUUAGCACAGACUCGACAAGAUCCGUCGAUGAUAUGUCUUCUACCAUGUCUUCUGUGGGCCUCCGGACAGCCAAGCCCGCUUCGUCUUGCUUCAAAGCUCACUUAGAACCCUUCCCGAACCCGCAUGAAGCACUGAAGCGAGCGCAGGAUCUGGUCAACUCUGGAGACUGGAGACUCUGUACUCUGGAGAGUCAGGUCGAAGGAAUCACAAACAUCGUACGGCUGGCAGAGCACCACCCCGAGGUCCUCCAGAGCGACUUGCACCAGAUCAACAUGGGUCUCCUGAAGCAAGCCAAAAACUUGCGUUCUCAAGUCUCCCGAGCUAGCAUCCAAGCCUUUACUCUGCUCUUUGAUGUUAUGAAGAGAAAUAUGGAGCCGGACGUGGAGAAGAUCACCAGUCUGCUAUUGCAAAAAACGUCAGAUACGAACAAAUUCCUGCAACUGGACAGCAACCAUGGCCUAGAUGCUCUCGUAGAAAACGUGAGCCCCAACAAAGCCAUUCCAGCCAUCUUGCAGGAGGGACUAAACCACAAGAACCCCGCCGUGAGAACCACCGUGGCUCGCCUCCUGACGUACGAGGUGGAGCGCCUCGGAGCCAGCAAGGUCCUCUCGGGCCAGAAGGACAUCACGGACCGCCUGUUGCCAGCUGCUGCUAAGCUCGCGCAGGAAGGGAGCUUAGAAACGAGGAAAUAUGCAAAACAUAUCUUCCAGCAGCUGUCGCAACAAGGGAACUAUGAUCAAGCACUGAAGAAAUACGUGUCUCCUAAUGACUUAAGAAACAUACAAAAGUUCCUCGAUAAUUUAUCCAAUGAGGGUCGAACGAUACGGGAGUCGGCUCGCUCCAAGUUCUCCGUGGGAUCCCGCUACACAAGGACGAUGUAGUAGCGGCUCUGCUCGUAGGUCUACAUUCGGCAUUUUCACAAAUUAUCGUCGUAUUUUCCUGGAGCGGAAUUCUGGCGGUCUCAUUCCCACACGAAGGGAAUCGGUUCCUCAUGCAACAUUCACAUUUCAUAGCUCAUUGACAUUUGUACUGUACAUUGAAAUAUUGCGGAGGGUCGAUUCGAAAAUGUUUUUGGCGGUGGAAUAUUUUUUUUUUUCAAGGAAAAUUUAUUGAAUUUGGUCACGUGAUGAGUGGUUUCGAAAACGAUUUUUUUGUGGUGGUCGAAGCCCAUUUUUUCCUCAAAGAAAACAUUUUUAGAUAUCACGUGACGUGUGAUUUCGAAAACGAUUUUUGUGGUGUUUAAAGCAGCCAAGAUUUUUUUCUGAAAAAGAAA
This is a messenger RNA of Penaeus vannamei (Pacific white shrimp), 1868 nucleotides long. The record is from RefSeq and is a predicted model, not a curated record. Lineage: Eukaryota; Metazoa; Arthropoda; Malacostraca; Decapoda; Penaeidae.